Molecule: messenger RNA, 2234 nt
Organism: Pungitius pungitius (ninespine stickleback)
Lineage: Eukaryota; Metazoa; Chordata; Actinopteri; Perciformes; Gasterosteidae
Gene: ptges3l
Product: prostaglandin E synthase 3 like
Exons: 9
Coding region: 1232-1708 (158 amino acids)
Biological process (GO): chaperone-mediated protein complex assembly; protein folding
Cellular component (GO): cytosol; nucleus
Molecular function (GO): Hsp90 protein binding; protein-folding chaperone binding
Source: RefSeq, a predicted model, not a curated record
CACUAAAUACAAAUCAACUGCAAAAAUGUAACUGUUAACAUAUAGGAGUAUAUGCCCUCCAUUGUGACAAUCUAUUGUACUUACUUUUCUAUACAUCACAUGCAAUGUUGUGUGUUAGCGGCAGCCAAUAGGAUGGCCCUGAAUGGACAUGUGACCUAGCAGAGGUCAAGUGAGCCUGCGUUCAAUAAAGACGUCUCGGUUCAAGUCAACCAGCCAUGAUGCGCCACUUUGUGUUAUUUGUAUAUUAAUAAUAUUCGGCCUAGCAUUGGGUAUGGACGCCGGAACCGUUGAGCGAACCAUCUCUGCCAACAGGUUAUGGGCCCAGAGUUACCCAGAGAGUUUCCAACGAGCUACCACCGAGAGAAAAGUCGCGACGUACCGCGUGUCCGUUGAGUUAGCAUACUAAGCUAGCGCCAUGAGCAGAAGAGCCUACGAGUCAAGUGGCCGUUGGUCACGGCUGGUUUUUGACGGAGAUGAAAGGAACUACGAACUGUGGGAGACGAAAUGUUUGGGCCAUCUCCGGCUACAAGGUUUAAAGGACAUUAUUCUAAACGAGCCAGCCGAUGGAGAUGAUGAUGAUGAAGAGGAAGAUAACAAUGCUGAGGCAUACGCGGAGCUGAUUCAGUUUCUCGAUGAUAAAAGUUGGUCGCUGGUAAUGAAGAGAUGCAGCGGACAAUGGCCGAGAAGCACUGAAGAUUUUGAGAGACAACUAUGCUGGAAAAGGAAAACCCAGGAGACCACUAUCACAGCAUUGAGAAACGCCGGUGAAACGUUAAGCGACGGACUGCUGGUGGCAAUGAUUUUGAAGGGCCCGCCAGAGUCUUAUGGACCGCUCGCUGUUGCUGUUGCUGUUACAGAGUGAUGCGAAGACGCCUUUUGUAGAGACGGUGCAAGAUUCAACAUCCAUGAGUAUAGCAGACUGUACUACUUACAUACAGUGAACGCCCCCUCCUUCACCUUCUUAGCGUCCCGGGUCGGGGGGGGGGUUGCUGGAGUGUCAGAGGCACCAGAAAAUGCAUUUGUUUUCGCGAGGGUUCCACUGACUGUGUGGGGGGCGGGAGAAGGGGUGUCAGGCAUGUCUCCCAGCAGCUGAUACUAGCUGCUCUAUAUAUAACCUCGGGCCCUGGUCCCCGCAUCAGAGCACACAGCCCCCUACAAAAAGCCACAUGCGUUUUACUUUCUGCAGCUAAGAGGAAUAGGAAAGUCAUUUCUGUCGUACUACUGCGCCAGAAUGAACAAGCCAAAAAUUGUCAGACCAGAGGAGAGCCAGCCAGCACAUGCGCUGUGGUUUGACAGAAAGAAAUACGUAACCAUUAACUUCAUGGUUCACAAACCUAAAGACGUCCAAGUUGAUAUCCAGCCGGAUAAAAUGAUUUUAUGCUGCAAAAAUGACUCGGACGACGUGAUCUACAAUGAACUGUACUUUUACGACAAAGUCCUGAUCAAUGACUCCAGAGAAAGAGUCUAUGACCGCACCAUCAAUGUCUUGCUAAGAAAGGUGAAGCCGGAUUAUUCAUGGCCUCAUCUCCAGAAGGAUCUGGCUAAGCCCAGCUGGAUUUCUGUGGACUUUGAUAACUGGAGGGACUGGGAGCACGAAGAAGACGAGGGAAAGGAGGAGUUUGACAGAUACAUGGAUAUGAUCCAAGAAAUGUCUGCCAGUAAUAAAGGAACAGCACCAGAUAUGGGGGAUCUCAGUGAUUCUGACUGAGCCCCCCCCCCCUACAUAAUGAUGACGACAGCGCUACGUUCGCUUAAGUUGAUCAUAUUUACAGGUGUUUUAAAAUGCUAUUGUCUGUGUUACUGUUUUUAUAGGUCACAUUUUCUAUGGAAUAAUUUAUUGACACAUUAUCGUCCACUGUCGCAGAUGUAUCAUUGUCGUUCUUAUCGUUAUGAUAUGUGGCACAUGUCUUUUACCAGUAAAUUAAAGGCUUUAUACAGGAUCAAAGGGGUGGACAUGGCAGAACAUGGCUGUUUGAUUCACUGACUCCAGAAGAUGGCAGUAAAUCAGCAAUAUGCUCCUUUCUUACACGUGUUUAACUAAUGUACUUUUUUUAUUUCAUCAACUUGUUUUACUUGCUUUUACAGAAGAUUCGUCUUCUAUGUGACUGUUGGUGAUAGGCAGUUAUGUGCAUGUUAAACAAAACUUUAUUAUUUAUGUAGCCCCAUGACAAGUCUGUUUCCUUAAGGUUUCACCUGUAAAACAUGUUCUGUUCUAGAAUACAAAUUUAGAAAUA